Molecule: messenger RNA, 1293 nt
Organism: Nezara viridula (southern green stink bug)
Lineage: Eukaryota; Metazoa; Arthropoda; Insecta; Hemiptera; Pentatomidae
Source: the annotation of a GenBank genome assembly
AUGAAGUUAAAUGAUGGUAAAGUAGAACCAAGAGAAGCACUGGAAGAUUGUAAAGUGAAUCCAACAUCGGAUUUAGAUGCAUUACUGCACGUUAUUAAGAGCAGUUUAAGCACAGGAGUUCUAGCAAUAGCAAAUGGAUUUAAAAAUGCAGGAUUGUUGCUAGGAAUUAUAGGGACAAUUUCAAUUGGCAUUUUAUGCACUCAUUGUGCUUAUAUCAUGGUAAAGUCUGCUCAGGAUCUCUGCCAGAUAAUGAAAAGGCCUUUCCUUGGGUAUACUGAAACAGUUGAGCAUGCAAUGCUGAAUUGUGCGAAGAAAAAAUUUAGCCAUUAUGCUAGAUUCACUAAAAACACAGUUGAUAUGUUUAUGUUUUGUACAUAUUAUGGAGUAAAUACAGUAUAUAUAAUAUUUGUUGCGACUACUAUUCAACAUAUCACUGAGGAUCAGUUUCACAUAAACCUCAAUAUAAGAUUCUACAUAUUAGCUAUUGCAAUACCAGUCUUUUUCAUAGGGAUAAUUGGAAGUAUGAAAUAUCUGGUACCUUUUAGUGCGAUUGCUAAUCUCUUCUUAUUAAUUGGCUUAUGUUUGACGUUUUACUACAUUCUACAAGAUCUCCCUCCUAUUAGCAGUAGACCAUUGGUUGCUAACAUAACUCAUUGGCCAUUUUUUAUUUCCACAGCCUUUUUUGGGUUGGAAGGAAUAGGAACAAUGUUACCAAUUGAAAAUUCUAUGAAAAAUCCACAACAUUUUCUAAGUUUCCCAGGCGUUUUAAUUAUUGCAAUGGUAAUCGUUGUCGGUUUGUUUUCAUCUUUGGGUUUCUUAGGAUACCUUAAAUAUGGCGAUUAUAUUGAAGACAGUAUUACACUUAAUUUGCCCAGACAUUUAAAAGCUGAAGUGGUAAAAGUACUCGUUGCACUAGCAGUUUUAUUUACAUAUGGUCUUCAGUUAACUGCAUCAAUGGAAGUUAUAUGGAAAAGAUUAGAAAAAUAUUUUGAUGAUGAAAUAAAAUACAUAAGAUACUAUCAAAUUCGAGCUAUGCUAAUUUUUGGCACAGUUGUUUUAGCUUUGGUUGUGCCAAACUUGGGACCAGUCAUUUCUCUAAUUGGAGCUUUUGGUUUUUCAAUGUGCGGCUUUUUCUAUCCAGCUCUUGUUCAAACAAUAAUGAAAUGGGAUGAUGGCCUUGGGAAAUGGAAUUAUAUAUUGUGGAAAAAUGGUUUCGUCAUCUUAUUUUCUAUUGUUGCGACUUUAACAGGAAGCAUAUCAGCAAUAUUCGAUAUAAUUAAAGAAUAUAAAUAA